Molecule: messenger RNA, 3832 nt
Organism: Bombus huntii
Lineage: Eukaryota; Metazoa; Arthropoda; Insecta; Hymenoptera; Apidae
Product: katanin p60 ATPase-containing subunit A-like 2
Exons: 6
Coding region: 1787-2605 (272 amino acids)
Molecular function (GO): ATP binding; ATP hydrolysis activity
Source: RefSeq, a predicted model, not a curated record
ACGGCCGCUGCUUAUGGUGGAAAUGUAAUAGAUAUAAGUACAGAGCGCGUGAGCGAACUAAAAACGCGAUAGAGAAGUAGAGAGAGGAUGUUCCGUCCUUGUAUAAUGACGCGCACUUGUACAGGAAAUAUGUAACAGCGGUAUACGAGCAGCGUCAGUGUCCACUAGUGUGCAUGCCUGAUUAAACAAGGACAGGAAGUAUCUAUACAUGGUGUUCUCUUUCUAUUUCCAUGUUGCAUCCAUCUUACUAUACAGUACACACACUCAGCUAUUCUAUCAUUAUAUUUGUGCGUUGCUUAUGUGUGAACCAAACAUUUCCAUGACAACAAAUCGUUUGUCUCUUGUUUGAUGCUCGGUUUUCAACAGAGUUGAAAGAAUUUUUUAAGAGAAACGCAAUGGACGGGUUGUUUUUAAAGUAAUAAACGGAAAUUCUCGUAUCCAUUGAGAAACGAUAGGCGAUUUGAAAGUGUCACUAUGAACGGUGAUUUAUCGAUGCAAGGUAGUAUGAAUAAGAUAUUUUAUAAUCUGCGAAAAAAGGUAAGGAAUAUUCUAGAUUUUAGAUUUUAGAAUUUCCACGUCACAGACGAGUGUGUUUUGUUAUUUGAUUUGUAAUAUUGCUGCAGUUCUCUUAAUAGCUGUUCGUUUCAUGCGAUACUCGCACAUAGUAUCUAUGACUUUUGCUUCUAACAAUUUUUAUAAUUAGGCUGUAUCAAAUAUUUUUAACGUUCGUGUUUCAUGAAAAAUCAUGUGUAACUCGUUGAAUUCGCAAAUGUAACAAAAAAUUACAUGAAAAACCUUAUAUUAUUGUAAUGAAAAAAUAAUUAUAUUAGGAGGAGAGUCGUAUUUCGGAACGUCAUCGGAACAUAUUACACCUUGUAUGUGAUUAUUUGGAACACAAUGGGUGAGUAUAUUAUAAUUAAAAUAUAUUCCUAGUUCCAAUUCUUUUGAAUAGUGUCAGUGACCAAUCGAAAUAGAAAUCAGUGGACAUCAUGGAGAGAGAAGGCGAAACCAAAUUUGAAAAUUCGACAUCGGUAAUUCAGUAGUUAAGAAUAACUCAAUCGAUUAUGUAGAUUAACUAGUUAUAAACAAAUAUAUGAAGUAUAAAUUCAAAUUAUUCUUAUCCAUCUAAAAAUUGGAAAUUAAAAAGCAGAAGACAAGAAAUUAUCUUCGAGGAUUUAUAUAGUAAAUACAUUCUUUUGCCUGUCUUACCUAGAGAUAAAAUAGUUGUUUGAUGGUUAUCUUAUAGUGUUCAGUCAUUGCGAAAAAUAUUUUUAAUUAGUUAAAAACUAUAAUUAAUUAAAAACUACAUUUUUUUAUGUAUAUAGACGUUAGCGAUGUAUUAUUCCGGGAAGCUCGUCUAUCUCCCGAACAUCGGGUUUGCGACAACAUCGAUUUGGAAAUUAUCGUUGCAGAGUAUGAAAAUUAUUACAAGAUGAAAUUUCAAAAAUAUCCCAUAUUGUGUAAGAAAAUAACUGGAAGGGAAAUGACGAGGGAAGUGACAAAUGCAAGCAAAACAAGUAUUGAGACAAAAGCCAAAUCUGUUAGUAAACAAGCGAGAAGUGAGCCUGUGAAAGAGACGAAUCUACAGCAGAAGAUAACUGAUGACAAUACGAAUCAUAUUAAUCUCGCAAUGACAGUGACGUCAAUAUUCCCCAAUGAGAGUGAUGGACGUUCAUCAGAAGAGCUAUUUAACGUCCCAAUGGAACCAUCCAUGCAAUCGAAGAUAUUGAAAUGCAUUGAAAAGCUUUAUUCAGAUAAUCCGGAAUUACGAGGCUGAGGACAUCUCAUGCGCCUAGAGGAAUGUAAAACCGCUGUUAAGGAGGCCGUUGUGUAUCCCCUUAAGUAUCCUAUCUUUUUUGAUGGCCCGUUUUCCCCCUGGAAAGGUAUUUUGCUGUACGGCCCACCUGGUACAGGGAAAACGAAGUUAGCGAAGGUAGUCGCGACAGAAUGCCAUUGCACCUUUUUUAACAUAAAUGCCAGCUCAUUGGUCAGCAAAUGGAGAGGCGAUUCCGAGAAGUAUAUACGUGUAAGUUGCUUUGUCUAUGUUUUAUUUGAACUUGCCUAUAGUCAUUCGCCUACAAUUAUUUUUAUCGACGAGAUUGACUGGAUCGCCACAAAUAAAGGAGACUGUAUAUUGUCUGAACCUGCAAAGAGAUUCAGAUCAGAACUUCUUUCUAGAUUGGAUGGAUUAGUGUCUAAUGAAAAUUCUAAUGUAGUUCUUCUGGCUACAACUAAUUCCCCUUGGGGCAUUGAUGCAGCUUUACUCAGGCGUCUCGAAAAGCAAAUAUACGUAUCAUUACCCAAUGAAGUUGCUCGACUUGGUAUAUUCAAAUUAUACCUUAGCAACCACUUAUUAGAAAAUACAGAUAUUGUAAACCACAUAGUAAAAUGUACUGAAAGAUAUUCUUGUGCAGAUAUAAAAUUGCUUUGUAAGCAAGCGUGGCUACUAGAAAUAAGCCCGAUAUGGAGGAGACUUGAAAAGAAAGAAACACCUGUUACCACUUUGAAAUAUGAAUUAAAAAGUUAUGAAAUAUUAGCAAAAUUGUUAAAAAAAAUGUCACCUACAGUUAUGCAAAUAGAUAAAUAUGAUACGUGGAACAAAUAAAUACGCAAUCGUAAGGACAGAUAUUGAAAAAUAUAAAUAAAUGGAUUAUCGUUCGAGAAAUCAUUCGCAUGUGUGUGCAUGUGUGUGCGCGCACGCGCUAUAGGCUAAGUUUAAAAUGUUCGGUUGUAUUAUAUCCUUGUAUUAUAUAUGUCGGAGAUGAAAGGAAAACCGGAGCCUUCCCUUUGCAAUUUUGAGGAAGCCUUCUAAUGCUUUAGCCUAGAUUUUAUCAUAACUGUAAUUAAGCAAUUGUCAUUUGUAAUUGUUUGAUAUUUGUGAAAGCGAAAGUGGGUUCGAGGUGACAACUGGUCGCUGAACGUAGCCACGGUCACGGGAUAAACGUUUUGCCUGACGAAGGUGUGGAUCGGUUGUAUUGUUCUCCCUAGAAAUCACAUAGAAUUGUACUUUAGAGAUGUCGAUAUAAUGGGACACACGUUGUAUUAGGAAUCAAUCUCCAGACAGAAACUGCCUAGUAACGGCGUUUGAAUCUUUCUCGAUGUUUCCAAAGAGUAUACAACAAACUUUUGACAGAAAUUGCCUAGCAACAACGAUUGGAACCUUCUCGAUGUUUCCAGCGAGCAUAUAACAAACAAAUGCAAUCGUAUAGCGAAAAAGAUUUUCAUCAGAUAUUCAUUCGUGUGAUCACCUUGGAAAGUGAUACAUCGAGCAAUUUACCGAGUGUCUCAGCAAUUGUAGUUUGUGUUUAAAAUUAUUCUACACAUAGUAAAGAGUUAUCCUGUUGACCGUGGAUUCGUUUGAACCCCGGAACAUUGUUAAUAGCGUUAAUUAAAUUCAUUAUUCGUGAAACUUAUCAAUCGUUAAUCUCAUUAUACGUUAAAUUCAUUAUUCGUAAGACAUAUUAUUCGUUCCUCUUAUUGUUCGUUAAACUUAUUAAUCUUUAAUCUAAUUAUUAGUUAAACUUAUCGUUUGUUAAUCUUAUUAUUUAUUAAACUCAUUAUUCAUAAUAUUUUGUAAAACCUUGUUUAUUCGCGUAAAUAUAUUCUCUGUUUCGUAAAACAAUGGCUAAUUCAAACGAAGGAUCAUUACGCGCCUUAAAUCCUAAUGAUAACCCGACAUAUAUAUGUGAGUGUAUUUUAUCAAAAAUAUGUUUUUUAUGUUUUCUUAUCUUAGUAAUUAUUUUUAAAAAAGUCUUAAAGUCUUAUAUGAAAAUAAAGCUGUUCUUUAUUUCAAAUAAUUGAAGUAAAUAAAUACAAUGAGUUUUAUAUUUUA